This is a messenger RNA of Hemicordylus capensis (graceful crag lizard), 2326 nucleotides long. Its product is annotated as carnitine O-acetyltransferase-like. Gene Ontology annotation, cellular component: peroxisome. The coding region runs from base 89 to 1999 and encodes 636 amino acids. Gene Ontology annotation, molecular function: carnitine O-acetyltransferase activity. The record is from RefSeq and is a predicted model, not a curated record. Lineage: Eukaryota; Metazoa; Chordata; Lepidosauria; Squamata; Cordylidae. The transcript is spliced from 14 exons. Gene Ontology annotation, biological process: carnitine metabolic process, CoA-linked.
GUCAAUCUGAACUUCUCAUCCCCCCCCCCCGCCGCGCCUUCUGCAAAACCCUCAGCUGUUUGGAAGGAAGUCGCAUGGGACUCUUGCAAUGGGGAGGUGGAGAUUGGUGUGGAAGGCAUGGGGCUGCAAAAGGCCCCCCAUUUGGACGGUCUCGGUGCUCCACCGCAGAAGUGCAUCAACCUUCCCGCUCCCUCGCCAGCCCCUGCCCUCACUGGCCGAAACCAUGGCCCGAUACCUCCGCUCCCUGGAGCCCCUGGUCAGCCCCGAGGAGUUGGAACAGACCCAGCAGCUGGUAAAGGAAUUUGAGGAGCCUGGCGGGGAGGGCGAAAGGCUCCAGGCCCGGCUGCAGUGCAGGGCAGCUCGCAUGGAGAACUGGAUCUCAGACUGGUGGGUUCAGUCAGCCUAUCUGGAAAGCCGUCUCCCUCUGGCCGUCCACUCAAGCCCAGCUGUGGUGCUACCCAAACAGGAUUUCAAUGACUGGAAGGGGCAACUGAGGUUUGCAGCAAAACUCAUUGCUGGUGUGUUGGAUUUCAAAGCAAAGAUAGACUACCAGACCCUGUUGGUUGAAUAUUCACGGGGCUAUCCUCUCUGCAUGGACCAGUAUUCCCGCCUCUUUGCUUCCUGCCGACUUCCAGGACCAAACCACGAUUCUGUCUUGCUGCCUCCCCCAGGCCGAAGACCCCCCACCUACAUCACUGUAGUCCGCAACUUCCAGUUCUUCCAGCUCGAAGUGUACAACAGCGACGGGACACCUCUCACAGUUGAUCAGCUCCACUGCCAGCUACAGCGAAUACGUAGCCAGUCGUGGAAGACAGAUAAGGAGCCCCUGGGGGUGCUAACUAGUGAUCACCGACACACAUGGGGGCAGGCUUACACCACGCUCAUGAGAGACAAGCUAAAUCGGGAAUCGGCACGUGCAAUCCAGCGCAGUCUCUUCACUGUCUGUUUGGACGCACCUGUCCUGAAGGUGUCAGACACACGCGUAGCCAGCCGUCUUGCAGCACAAAUGUUGCAUGGUGGCGGCAGCUUCUCCAAUUCCGGAAAUCGCUGGUUUGACAAGACUCUGCAGUUCAUAGUGGGAGAAGAUGGCUCCUGUGGAGUGCUUUAUGAACAAGCAGUUGCUGAAGGGCCCCCAAUUGCCACUAUUAUAGACCAUGUCCUUGACUACUGCAAAGAUCCUGACCCAGUACGUGCCCCAUUGAUCCCUCUGCAGUUGCCCAAAAAACUCUACUUUUGCUUCACUCCAGAAAUCCAACGUGACAUCAAACACGCGAAGCAGAACCUGGACAUCCUCAUCACUGACCUGGACAUCAGCUGCUUCACUUACCGUCGCUUUGGCAAGGAAUUUCUCAAACGCAGUGGGCAGAGCCCAGACUCUGUCCUGCAGGUGGCGCUGCAGCUUGCCUAUUACAGGGCACAUGGGGAGCUUUGUCCCACCACUGAGUCAGCCUCUCUCCGUCGUUUCCACCGUGGGCGGACGGAGACUAUCCGCUCCGCUACUUCUGCCGUACUGGCCUUUGUGCAGAGUAUGGCUGACGACAACUGCCAGGCCCCAGAGAGGCUGUCGUUGCUGAAACAAGCAGUUGAGGUCCACAGCACUCUCACAGAGCAGGCUCUGAAUGGGCAAGGCAUUGACCGCCAUUUGCUGGGACUGAAACUGGAGGCGAUUGCUGAUGGCUUCCGUGUGCCAGAGCUUUUUAUGGACACUUCCUAUGCUGUGGCCUCUUAUUGGAAACUCUCGACAGGCCAGGUAGCUGCCCGCACAGAUUGUGUGAUGUGUUACGGGCCACUGGUGCCCAAUGGCUAUGCCGUCUGUUACAAUCCUCUGCCUAACCACAUUAAUUUUGCCAUCACUGCCUUCAACUGUUGUGAAGAGACUAAUGCUGAGCAUCUGGCCGGAAGCCUCCAGGGGGCCCUGGAUGAUGUUGGGGCCUUGCUGGGGAACUAUAGAGAUGAAGGCCCUCACAGUGGAAAUGGGAGUUCUGGAAGGCAACCUUGAGAAACAUUCCAUACCUCUGUUCCCUCACCCCAGAUCUCCACUGUGGAUGUCAGAGUUCUCUCAGCCUCAUGUAACAUGUUUUACCCAUAAUUCCUUAAGCCUCGGGUCCAGAAUCUUGUCCUGGCUACCCUUCGUGCCAAAGCUCAUUCAUUACCCAGGUGACUUCCAGCCUUUCAUGCCAGCACUCCUUUGUCCUAAUGCCCUUUGUAACCCAUCAGAGGGGACCUCUAGGAAGGCAGCCAUUGUUUUUUUUACAUUGUCUUAAUUCAAAGCCAAAUCUAAUUUAUUUCCAGGUUGAACAAAAGAAAUAAAGAUCCUUUCACAAAA